Fusarium pseudograminearum CS3096 is the source of this 2019-nucleotide messenger RNA. RefSeq lists its product as uncharacterized. The record is from RefSeq and is a predicted model, not a curated record. NCBI's taxonomy places the organism in Eukaryota, Fungi, Ascomycota, Sordariomycetes, Hypocreales, Nectriaceae. The coding region runs from base 1 to 2019 and encodes 672 amino acids. The transcript has a single exon.
AUGACAAGUGCAGUGAAACCACCUGAGGGCUGGAUACCUUUGCCAGCGACCGCAAGCGAGGAGCACAAAAAGUACUGGAAUCUAUUCCUCGAACAAUGGGAGCUACACAAGUCCCAGUUCCCUCAGGAUGAAGACGCCUGGAAAAAGGUUUCGCUAAAGCUCCAAAAGGGGAGGUCAUGCAAACUAUUCAAUCACUAUAUUGCAAAGAAGGAAGCUCCAAAGAAUCUCACUUGGGGCCAUCUUGUCGCUGCCAUCAUCCUUUUCGGCAAGACCACGGUCGUGGGCUCAACGUUUGGCCAGAGGAUUCAGGAAAAGUACCCUCAGUCAGACAUCACAACCAUGAAAUACAACACGUCGGGGCCAACUCUCGACGCCACAGGUAAAACUAUUCUAACAAGACGAAAAACUUUACGGCAUGGUGAAAGCGGAGUAAAGGAAGAGGACGAAAUCGAGGAAGAGGAAGAACCACAAGAACAAGAAGAUGAAGAAGACCAAGACUACAGAGCUUCCGAAGAGGCGGAAUCGUCAAUAUCAGUGUCUCAACAGCCAACGAGACAUUCCACCAACCCUCCCGUUACCUUGCCAAGAAGCACCAUAUGGCGGACCGGUAAUAUCUUCACAGCCGCUCCUCUGGACAAUUCAACAAAUCGUCACAGCCAGUCUCCUCACCCUCGACAAGGAACACCUCGGUCAAGAGGGAGUGCGACGCAGGCUCGGAGAGAAAGCACCAUUCUUUUCCGUCCUGGAUCCAGUUCCGAACAGCCUCGGGCAGAAACCCAAUCUAACAUACCCAGAGGCAGUGGUCCUCGCAAUAACAUAGAAUCAUCACCCCAAGAAGAAUCUACUAUAAACGUUUUCACAAGACCCGACCUUGAUACCGCCACCAAUCUUGCUCAAGAGGAGCCAGACUCCAAUCCUGAACAGGCCAACGAUCAUCACGUCAUCAAUACCAGUCCUGAUAACAGCACUGGUGAUGGCUGUGAUGGGAUUUAUUUAUUUGAAGACGCUGCUGCCGAUGCCGCCGCCGCCGCCGCUGCCAACACCACUACCAGGAACACCCCCCCGGAGAAUAACUUUGCUGGCAACAUUUUCACCCACGCUGAAUUUACCGUCAGCACUACGACUGACAAUGAGCCCCAAAACAGCAGAUUCAGGGGCCCUGUCUUCUCCCCAAGCACAUGGAACGUGAUAACGGGUAAAAAGCGAAAAAUUGACCAAAUUGGAGAUAAUAUCACACCACGGCCCAGCCCACGUCCACAAGCUACGUGGGGAUCGUCAAUCUCAAGGCAGUCCUCUCCCCAUGUUAGCACUCCUGUGGAGACUGUCGAUGCGAAUCUCGAAGAGCUUACCACCCACACUGAGGCUCUGGGACGCAUAUUGAAACGCUAUCAUCAAUUAAGCGGCUAUGCAAUUCCUCUGGACGGCCCCGAGCAGGAGCUCACAAAACUACGCGACAAGAGCGCCAAGAUACUGAGAGAUAUUGACGCAUGGGGUUUGGAGUUGACCAUAUCGAAAAAGAGAGCCAUGGUCGAGAUCGAAAGCCUUCGCGAAUCCAACCAGAAGUUGGAGAAGAAAAACCGAGAUUUGGAGUGGGCAAGUACUAUGACCCAGGCAAAAGCCGACAAAGCCCACGACAAGCUUGUUGAGCAGUUUGCCCAGCACUUGUCCGACUCCAGAACCGAGUUUGACGGCUUCCGGCAAGACGUUCAGAAGUCACUUGAGGAAAGUGAAGGAAAAGCAGGCCGUUCCUUGCAAGAGAAACUGGAAAGUCUGGAGGCUCGGAUGAAUACCUCAGCAGCCACUUUGAUGGAGGAUCGUGCCAGAGAAGAGCAGAUGACGCGGCGCAAGUUAGAGCGUUUAGAGGCGAUGCUCGAAAGGUCGAACGAGAAUAAUAGACAACUAGAGAAGAAGCUUUUGGGGCUUACGGGCAUCGUCGCUGACAUUGGCGCUGCCUCAGACGUCGUCAAGUCAGAAGAGCAAUGGAAUUCAGCACUCGAAAAGUACGGGCUGCAGGAAUAA